Molecule: messenger RNA, 7009 nt
Organism: Symphalangus syndactylus (siamang)
Lineage: Eukaryota; Metazoa; Chordata; Mammalia; Primates; Hylobatidae
Product: rootletin-like
Source: RefSeq, a predicted model, not a curated record
GCAUGCCUGGUGUUUGAGGAAUCAAGAAGGCCAUGAGCAGCCGGGUGUAGUGGCUCACACCUGUAAUCCCAGCACUUUGGGAAGCCAAGGUGGGUGGAUCACUUGAGGUCAGGAGUGUAAGACCAGCCUGGCCAAUAUGGUGAAACCUCAUCUCUACUAAAAAUGCAAAAAUUAGCUGGGCGUGGUGGUGCAUGACUGUAAUCCCAGCUACUUGGGAGGCUGAGAUAGGAGAAUCGCUUGAACCCAGGAGGCAGAAAUUGCAGUGCGCUGAGAUCGUGCAUUACUGCACUGCAGCUCCAGCGUGGGCAACAGAGGAAGACUCUGCCUCAAAAAAAUAAAAAUAAAAAAUAAAAGAAGGCCGUGAGCGAUGGGGAGAGAGAAGGAGAUGAGGUGGGAGAAGUGGAGUGGGGUCAGAUCUGGUGGGCCCUAUGGGCCAUGGAAGGACUUUGAACUUCAUUUUAGGUGCGGUAAGGGCUAGUAGAGGCUUUGGGUAGGGGAGGGGUAUGCCCUUUACUGUGUGAAACUUGAGUGGGUGAGGGGAUGAGCAGGGAAGCAGAGAGACCCUUGGGGAGCCAUCUCAGCAGUCCAGGCGGUGGUUUAUAUAAUACACAUCGGCAUCCUGGGGUGGUGCCAGGCACACAGCAGGCGCUGCAGGAUGGCAGUCAUUGCUGUUACUGUUUUUGUUUAUUUGAGACAGGGUCUUGCUCUGUCACCCAGGCUAGAGUGCAGUGACACAACCACGGCUCAUUGCAGCCUCAACCUUCCAGGCUCAAGCAAUCCUCCUGCCUCAGCCUCUCAAGGAACUGGGACUACAGGAGGUGCAUGCCACCAUGCCAGGCCAAUUUUUUGUAUUUUUUUGGCAAAGAUGGAGUCUCACUGUGUUGCCAGGGCUGGUCUCAAACUCCUGGGCUCAAGCAGUCCUCCUACCUCGGCCUCCCAAAGUGUUGGGAUCACAGGUGUGAGUCACUGCACCCGGCUUGCUGUUAUUAUUUAAAACUCUGGGCUAGGCACAGUGGCUCAUUCCUGUAAUCCCAGCACUUUGAGAGGCCGAGGCAGGUACAUCACUUGAGGUCAGGAGUUUGAGACCAGCCUGGCCAACAUGGUGAAACCCUGUCUCUACUAAAAAUACAAAAAUUAGCUGGGCGCGGUGGCGCAUACCUGUAAUCCCAGCUACUCAGGGGGCUGAGGCAGGAGAAUUGCUUGAGCCCAGGAGGCGGACGUUGCACUGAGCCGAGAUCGUGCCACUGCAGUCCAGACUGGGUGACAGAGCAAGACUCCAUCUCAGAAACAAAACAAAACCAAACAAACAAAAAACAAAAACCCUUUGGAAUCAGGCACACCUAGGUCGUGGCUGUAACUUGAGAUCUUUGUGACUGGGUGCAUUGGAGCCUAUUAACUUCGCUGAGACUUCGUGCUGUCAUCUGUAAAGUGAGUAGGGUGGUGUCGGGAGUGUUAAAGCAGGUAAGGGACAGAUGUAACGUUUUGGGCACAAGGUCUGGCUCGUGGUUGGUUCAAUAUUUUUGUCAUAAUUUCUAGUCAGCAGCAGGAGGAUAACGAAGGGGUAAGCGGAUAAGAGCAGCUGCUAUGUUUGAAAUGAGUGAUCUUUGAGGGGCUUUUUGGCUAGUUCCUGCCGCUAGCCCUGGCAAAAGGCAGGUUUGGAGGGUGGUAGUGGGGAGGGAAGGGUACAAAGGGUGUCUCCUCUGUAUUUGGUCACUAAAUAAUGGCUCAGCAUCUAGAACAAGGCACAGGGUUCUAGCUUGGGUACUAGAAAGAGCCAAUAAUACUCAUGAUAGUAAUGAUAACAGUAAUAAUAGUCAACACUUACCCGCUGUUGAACUGCAGGUAGUAAUUAAGGUAACACUAGCUAAUGUGAUAGUGAAACCCUGAAUCCUCAGAGGCUUAGCACAAUAGAAGUUUAUUUCUCAUUCAUGAAAAGUCCUGUUGGGUGUUUGGCAGGUGGCUUUCUAUGUGGUGACCCAGGGACCGAGAUCCCUUCUGUCUUGUGGUUCCGGCAUCCCCUAGGACCUUGCAGUUAUUUCCUUCUAGCUGAUGGACCAGGAAGGAGAGAAAUAAUUUUAUGGGCCAAGCCUAAAGUGGCACACUUUCUUUCUGUCUUAAUUCUAUGGACCGGAACUUGACCACAUGGCCGUAUGGGAAAUAGCUUUUAGCCAUAUUCCUAAGAGGAAUCGGAAAUGCUUUGUGGUGAGCACAUUGCAAUUCCUGCCACACCAUAUCCAGGCAUAUAGCUUAGCACGGGGUAUUUUAUUUAAUGCUCAUGCUAGAAUCAGGCACCAUUAUUAUCCCAUUUUGCAGAUGAGGAAACUGAGGCUCAGAGAAGUAAAGACACUGGUGCAGGGUCACACAGCUGGUGAGGGGCUGGUGAGCCAAUACAGGAGUCCAGGUGGCGAGAUGCUGAAGCUGUUAGCAUCCAGAUUUCUAAGAGGAAUUCAGUUAUUUUUUUUUUUGGAGAAUUGGGUGGAAGCAGUGGACACACACACGGGGUUCAGAUAUGACUUCCUGGGACCCACAGAACCCAGCAGGACUCUGGGGGAGAACUUUGGGGAUGGAGCCGAGGGUGGGUGUCACCUGGUGCCAGGGGCUGACAUCCUGUCGCCUUCCCCCAACCCUUAGGGCCGUGGUCAGGAGAAGGCACAGAAUAAUUCAGUUCAGUCCCCCAAGGACAUCUGGGGUCCCCUCUGCUGAGCUGGGCAUGCAGGGCUGCACAUGCUGGCCCAGGGGUAUUUGUGGCUUCCCGCCUGCUCUUGUGGGCAGGUGUGUAGCCUGUAGAGGGGAUUUUUGGAGGCUGCCUAGAGGUAGAAGAGUGGGCGUCCCUGGGGUUUGUAGUGGCAGCUCUAUCUGCUGGCUGGAUUAGUUUUCUUUUCUUUGUUUUUUUUUUGAGACAGAGUCUCGCCCUGUCACCCAGGCUGGAGUGCAGUGGUGCGAUCUCAGCUCACCGCAACCUCUGCCUCCCAGUUUCAAGUGAUUCUUGUGCCUCAGCCUCCCGAGUAGCUGGGACUAUAGGCACCCACCACCAUGCCCAGCUAAUUUCUGUAUUUUUAGUAGAGACGGGGUUUCACCACGUUGGCCAGGCUGGUCUAGAAUUCCUGACCUCAAGCGAUCCACCUGUCUCGGCAUCCCGGUGUUGGGAUUACAGGAAUGAGCCACUGCACCUGGCCAGUGGCUGGUUUGGUUUUGCCCAAAUCUGGCUUGCUUGCCAUUGCAACUUGGCAACAUUUAUCUUUUCGGCCCUGUUUCUUGGUUUUCCAUUUGCAGGGCAGGUUCCUUAGUUGGGCGUGAGCGGUCCAGCCUGGACUGAUGAGCAUUUAUACAGCACCGUGGCAUUCUGGGUCUGACCUAGAUACAGAAGUAGAGCCUCAAGGCGCAAAUGCCUCGGCCUUGCCCUUCAGUCACUCAUUGGGAGGCUGCUGGUCUAAGUGGAAUGAGCUUUGGGCUCACCGCUUCCCUGAAGCAUGUCGCCUUGAGUAGGUGAGAGCCCAAUCUCUCUGAACCUCAGUUUUCUCAUCUGGAAAUGGGUUGAAGUAAGGAUUUAAUGAGAUAAUGUGAAUAUGCCCCCUUUGGGGCACAGCAUGGAGCAGCGGGCACCCGGGGGUGGAGGGCUGAGACAUAGCAGUGUAGCAGGACGAGCCGCAGGCAAAACUACUCAGACACCAGGUUAAAGAAGGAAGGAGCUUUAUUCGGCCAGGAACUUUGGGAGACUUGUGUCUUAAAAGCCGAGCUCCUCGAGUGAGCAAUUCCUGUCCUUUUUCAGGGCUUACAACUCUAAGGGCAGGAGCCCAGACACGUGAUGCUAAUGAAAUAGGAACAGUGGCCACCAUUGGCUAAUAGCUCACCACCUGCCGGGUGUGGUAGGUACUCUUAGUCUCAUUUUUUUGUUGUUUUUGGUAGGACAGAGUCUCACUAUGUUGCCCAGGCUGGUCUUAAACUCCUGGGCUCAAGCAGUUCUCCCACUGUGGCCUCCCAAAGUGCUGGGGUUACAGACCUGAAUCACCACACUCGGUCUAGUAUCAUUUUAUUUUAUUUUAUUUUAUUUUUUUGAGACAGACUCUUGCCCUGUCACCCAGGCUGGAGUGCUGUGGCACAAUCUUGGCUCACUGCAACCUCCUCCUCCCCAGUUCAAGUGAUUCCCCUGCCUCAGCCUCCUGAGUAGCUGGGAUUACAUGCAUAUGCCACCACACCCCAGCUAAUUUUUUUAUUUUUAUUUAUUUAUUUUUUGAGACAGAGUCUUACUUUGUCGUCAGGCUGGAGUGCAGUGGUGUGUUCUCAGCUCACUGCAGUGUGGCCUCUUGGGGCCUCCUCCCUGCCUCUGCUCGGUAACCAUAGCCAUCUUCCAGGGAACUGUGGGCAUGGGUUGGUGACAUUCAAAAUGCGAGUGACAGAGAGGUGAACAAGGUAGGCCCUCCCACUACCGGGCUGGUAUUCUGGGAACAACAGACAAGCUAACUGAUGUCUUUAAUGCCACAGUCAGCUUCAAGGUUCAAGCAAUUCUCCUGACUCAGCUUCACAAGUAGCUGGGACUACAGGCACGCACCAACAUGCCCAGCUAAUUUUUGUAUUUUUAGUAGAGAUGGGAUUUCACCAUGUUGGCCAGGAUGGUCUAAAUCUCUUGACCUCAUGAUCUGCCCACUUUGGCCUCCCAAAGUGCUGGGAUUACAGGCUAAUUUUUGUAUUUUUAGUAGAGAUGGGGUUUCACUAUGUUGGCCAGGCUGGUCUCGAACUUCUUUUUUUUUUUUUUUUUUUUUUUUUGAGACAGAGUCUCGCUCUGUCGCCCAGGCUGGAGUGCAGUGGCGCAAUCUCGGCUCACUGCAAGCUCCGCCUCCCGGGUUCACGCCAUUCUCCUGCCUCAGCCUCUCCGAGUAGCUGGGACUACAGGCGCCCGCCACCACGCCCGACUAAUUUUUUGUAUUUUUAGUAGAGAUGGGGUUUCACCGUGGUCUCGAUCUCCUGACCUCGGCCUCCCAAAGUGCUGGGAUUACAAGCGUGAGCCACCGCGCCCGGCCUCGAACUUCUGACCUCAAAUGAUCUGCCCACCUCAGCCUCCCAAAGUGCUGGAAUUACAGGCUUGAGCCACUGCGCCUGUCCUGGUCUAGUCUCCUUUUAGAGAUGAGAAAACUGAAGCUCAGGGAGGUACCCUGUUCAAGGUCAUGAACUGUCUUGAGUACCAUAGUUGCAAGUGACAGAGCUGUGUCUCACAUGUAACCUCAGACCUGAUACUGACUCCAGAGCUUUGCACCUAACCACUGUAACACAUAGCCUCCUUGCCCCAGGUAAAGAACAAUGGGAGGUGUUGGGUGACCUCUGGGUCUCAGGGCCCUGGGAUAUAGGGACUGUGCCCUUUUUUUUUUUUUUUUUUUUGAGACGAAGUUUCACUCUUGUUGCCCAGGCUGGAGUGCAAUGGCAUGAUCUCAGCUCACUGCAACCCCCGCCUCCCAGGUUCAAUUGAUUCUUUUGCCUCAGCCUCCCAAGUAGCUGGGAUUACAGGCAUGCGCCACCACACCCAGCUAAUUUUUGUAUUUUUGGUAGAGAUGGGGUUUCGCCAUAUUGGUCAGGCUGGUCUCGAACUCCUGACCUCAGGUGAUCCACCUGCCUUGGCCUCCCAAAAUGCUGAGAUUACAGGCGUGAGUGCCCACGCCUGGCAGGGACUGUGCCUUUUGCAUUUUCAAAUGAAUGAAAUGAAUAUUUCUUGAGUGUUGACCGUGUGAUCCCCCCAGCACCGUGUCAUGUGCUGGUUAUGCAUACAUGAUAUUCUGUUUCAUCCCCGGACGGCCCCGUGAGGUGAGUACCAAUAUUAUCACAUCUUACGUAAGAGGACACUGAGGCUCAGAGAGGCAAAGUCACUGUCCCUGGUGCACCCAGCUAGUGGGGGCUGGAGUGGGUGUGAAGGGGCCAGAAGCUUCCCAAUAAGUGCCUGAAGGGCAAGGCUGGGGCAUUUGUAGUUCGCGGCUCUACCACUGUGUCUAGGUCAGACCUACGAAUGCCGCAGGUGUUGCAUAAAUGUUCAUCAGUCCAGGCUGGACCGCUCAUGCCCAACUAAGUGCCUAACCUGGUCUGGGUGAUCUCACAGCCUGCAUUCUUUGCCCUACACCUGUUGUGGGAAAACGUAAAUCCUCUCGUUCUUAGCUAACCAUGUGACACCCGUUCUGGCCAGCAAAUAUGAUCCCGAAUACUUAGGACUCUGGCCUUUCCUGCCACAUGGCUACUGACCCCACCCCCUGGGCUUGGAGGGCUCUAGGGCCCAGCAACCUGCGGAGGGUGAAGAAUGUGUGAGGUCCUGACCUCCAGGUGCCUCUGCUCCUUUCCUCCCCCCAAUUCCCUCUUCUGUCUUCUCCCUCCCUUUCUCUCCCUUAUCCUCCCCUCUCUUCAUCCUUCCUCUUCCUUUGGCUCCCCGCCUCUGCUUCCCUCCUCUCCUGUCCUUUCCCAUCCCCUCCCCUCUCAGCCCACAUCCCGGAGCCUGGAGUUGCAGAGGCAGCUGCAGGAGGAGCAGGCCUCCUACCGGUGCAAGCUGCAGGCCUACCUGGAGGGCCAGCAGCGGAAGGCCCAGCUUGUGCAGCGGCUGCAGAGCAAGAUUCUCCAGUACAAGAAGAGGUGUUCAGAGCUGGAGCAGCAGCUUCUGGAGAGAUCUAGAGAGCUGGAGCAGCAGCGGCUGAGGGACACAGAGCACAGCCAAGACCUGGAGAGCGCCCUCAUCUGGCUGGAGGAGGAGCCGCAGAGGAGUGCCAGCCUGGCCCAGGUGAAUGCCAUGCUCCGAGAACAUCUGGACCAGGCUCCGCCAACCAGGCUCUGAGUGAGGACAUACGAAAGGUGACCAGCGACCGGACACGCAGGCGCAAGGAGCUGGAGCAGCGGGAGGCGGCAUGGAGGCGCGAGGAGGAGGGACCUGCUGGAGCUGGGAGGGGAGCUGGCCCAGAUAUCACGAGCUGUCCAGGAGGCGGGCCUGGGACUGAGCACAGGCCUGCGUCUGGCAGAGAGCCGGGCCGAGGCAGCCCUGGAG